AAUUUUGAUUAUUAUAGAUACUUUAAUGUGCCAAUCAUUUACUUCUGUGCCAAAAACUUAUAUCAGAGCAGCCGACGAAUUACUUCCUCUUUCACAUGCCAGUCGUCUAGCUAGUCUUCCCAGCCUUUCCCCUCUUCCAUUUUCUCAUCGCCACCCUUCCCUAGCAUUAACAACCGGUGCCGGUUCAGCUUCACAUCCUUCUCGAUUUUCGCCUUUAGAACCUCAACGGCCUCCUAGAGCCAUUCCCCAGUCAUUAACAAAAUCAUUGCCUAAAAGACAAGGAAGGAUGACGACAGAAAAAAAUUUGGACGAAUUAGCCCCCCUCGGCAAUGAAUGGGAAAAAUCACAGCCUGGAACUGGGAUUUGUGGAAAAUGUGUUCUUUGUUUACUACUUAAUGCUGUGUUUGUUCUGGCCCUUUUCCUGGCUUUUCUGAUUGGACAUUUUGCGUCUGAAGCACAUUUACCGUUAAAUAAUAAAGUAAAAAAUUUAAAAAAUUUUUGAGCUUUUGGUUGAUUUAAUAAAAAAAUUAACAAAAAAUGCUUAUUUUUUAAUUUAUAAGACUGACAACUUAACUUUAAAUAAUUUAUUAUUAACCUCUAAUAAUGCUUCAAUUAGUAAACUUAAUCAAACAGCUUCAACUUUACAAAAUCAGACGGAAAUAAAACAAAAAGAUUUGGAAUUUGUGAAGGUAGAAUUUCUUUGAAUACAGUCGGGCCUCUGUAUAAGGUACCCUCCUGGGCUGGAAAUAGUCUCUUAUAACGAGGUGUAAUUUAUAGAGGGUAUCACUUAAUAGUCUCUUACUAUGAGGUGUAUCUU
This is a messenger RNA of Meloidogyne enterolobii, 817 nucleotides long. NCBI's taxonomy places the organism in Eukaryota, Metazoa, Nematoda, Chromadorea, Rhabditida, Meloidogynidae. The record is from the annotation of a GenBank genome assembly.